Sorex fumeus (smoky shrew) is the source of this 2159-nucleotide messenger RNA. RefSeq names its product RAP2A, member of RAS oncogene family (gene RAP2A). Lineage: Eukaryota; Metazoa; Chordata; Mammalia; Eulipotyphla; Soricidae. Gene Ontology annotation, cellular component: plasma membrane. The transcript is spliced from 2 exons. The record is from RefSeq and is a predicted model, not a curated record. Gene Ontology annotation, molecular function: GTPase activity; GDP binding; GTP binding. Bases 116 to 667 code for a protein of 183 amino acids. Gene Ontology annotation, biological process: Rap protein signal transduction; negative regulation of cell migration.
GGCGUGCGCCCGGGGGCGGGGGCGGCCGCGGGCCGCGGCUGGGCUCGGGUGGGCGGCGGCGGCGUAGGAGGACGGCGAGGAGGAGGUCUAUGUCGCGGGCGGCGGCCGAGGGACGAUGCGCGAGUACAAAGUGGUGGUGCUGGGCUCGGGCGGGGUCGGCAAGUCCGCCCUGACCGUGCAGUUCGUGACGGGCACGUUCAUCGAGAAAUACGACCCCACCAUCGAGGACUUCUACCGCAAGGAGAUCGAGGUGGACUCGUCACCGUCCGUGCUGGAGAUCCUCGACACGGCGGGCACCGAGCAGUUCGCGUCCAUGCGGGACCUGUACAUCAAGAACGGCCAGGGCUUCAUCCUCGUCUACAGCCUGGUCAACCAGCAGAGCUUCCAGGACAUCAAGCCCAUGCGCGACCAGAUCAUCCGCGUGAAGCGGUAUGAGAAGGUGCCCGUCAUCUUGGUGGGGAACAAGGUGGACCUGGAGAGCGAGCGGGAAGUGUCCUCCAACGAAGGCCGGGCCCUGGCCGAGGAGUGGGGCUGCCCCUUCAUGGAGACGUCCGCCAAGAGUAAGACCAUGGUGGACGAACUCUUUGCCGAAAUCGUGCGGCAAAUGAACUACGCGGCGCAGCCCGACAAGGACGACCCGUGCUGCUCGGCGUGUAACAUCCAAUAGCAGCAGACGGGGCGGCCCAGGACGGGAUCUGCUCCAGACUGGAGGCGGACUGGGACCCCCGCGGUGAAGCCGAAGCCCCCCUCACCCCCACCCCCCCAGGCCCGUCGAGCAGUGAUUGCCAGUCGCUCACGCCAAGUGAUGGGGGGGUGUUCAGCCACUCCAGUCUUCACCAGCGUCCCCAGUCUCCUUUCUGCACCUGCAACUUGAAGGCACAGCCAAUGGAUCUACAGGGUGACCCAUCUCCGUCGAGAGCCAUGCGGGGCACUGUCGCUGCGUUGGCAGGAGCCAACGUUUGGAACAAAAGGAAAACGUCGUCGCGAGCGUGAAGCCGGAAGGAGUCCUCUGACCACUUACAAGUAAAAUAUUUUUUUCUUCUUCUUCUUCUUUAAAAAAAAAAGAUAAAUAAAUAAUAAGUAAAAAAGGAGAAAUAUUUUCCUACGAGAGAGUACUGAGUUUCCCGGACUCGACCUAGUGCUUCAUAACCAAGGUGUUUCUUCAAGCUAAGAACCUGAUAGCUGGCCUGCUGGCUGAAUUCCAGGGAGAGAUUCUUCGCUCAGCUGACCCCUUCCUUGUUGGGUUUUGUUUUGUUUUAUUUUAUUUUAAUUUUUUUCUCGUUUCGUUUUCCAAAUUGUAGACCAUUCCUCCUUGUUUUUUUUUUGGGGGGGGGGGACUCAGAAUUAACUCCUGCCUCAGUUUCCCCAGAGAGCAGAAGGCCCGCCGCAUCCCAGGAACAUGUGGCCCAGCACGCAGAGGUGGCUCCAGCCCUUGCUGGCCACUCGGGGGCUGGGGGCCACCCAAGGAGAAGCCCAGGCCCACCCCUUUAUCAACCGAGCAGGGUCUGGCUCGCUCUCUGCAAGGAGGAGGAAGCCGCCGGGACGGAGAGGGGGUGCGGAGCCUUAGUCACACGCCCGUCCUCAUCGGGGGGACACGCACCGCCGUGUAAGGGAACAGAAGCCAUUGCCAGCCACGACCCCGCCUGCGUACACCUCACUGGACAGGACAGAUGCCUGGUGUUUCUUGCGUUUGUUAAAGCCGCCAAUUCCUUCUUGCCUGUAAGGGCUAGGGUUGUGGUGUGAUUCUUGGCUUAAUCUGCUUUCAAAAUCAAGUUUACUGCAGCAGAGCUUAAAUUGCAGGCUUUGUUUUUUUAAAACAAUUUUUUUUUUUUGAAUAGCCAUGUGAAAUCAUUUGGGUUUCAGAGUAGACCAUAAAUUAAAGAGUGGAAGGUAAGGGACAAAAAAAGAAAAAGAAAAAACAACAAACCCAACAACCAACCUUUUGUAUUUCAUUUUUCUGGAGAAUUCUAUGACUUUUUUUUUUCUCUUCUACCAAUUUUGCCCUGAUUACUGAAGUGGCAAAUAAAGCUAGAGUGAAUAUUUUGGUUUUGAAUAAGGUGCUCCAAGCUCUGACAUUUUUGGGUUUUCAUAGCCGCCGUGAAGUAUUUAUCAUUUGCAUGACUAAUGGCACAGGAAGAAAAAAAAAACAAAAAAACAAA